AUGCGCGUACUUGAGAGAGCAGCAAAAAAUAGUAGCACUUGUACUAAAAUAAAGGAAGCAGUAAACCAAAGGCUUGAAAGAAUCGAUAGUGAUGUCGGGAGAAUGUUAGCAAGUAUAUUAGAAAGAUCUUACAAGAAGAUUAAUAUUGACAGA
Molecule: messenger RNA, 153 nt
Organism: Dentiscutata heterogama
Lineage: Eukaryota; Fungi; Glomeromycota; Glomeromycetes; Diversisporales; Gigasporaceae
Source: the annotation of a GenBank genome assembly